Molecule: messenger RNA, 374 nt
Organism: Salvia splendens (bonfire salvia)
Lineage: Eukaryota; Viridiplantae; Streptophyta; Magnoliopsida; Lamiales; Lamiaceae
Product: zinc finger protein CONSTANS-LIKE 5-like
Exons: 1
Coding region: 94-366 (90 amino acids)
Biological process (GO): regulation of flower development
Cellular component (GO): nucleus
Molecular function (GO): protein binding; DNA-binding transcription factor activity
Source: RefSeq, a predicted model, not a curated record
CUCCUGUUCCCCUCUUUUGAUUUGAUAAACCCUAAUUUGGUGGAUAUGCGCAAUUGAUUUUGAAAUUGCUAAUUACAGGUGUUGUCGUCGUCGAUGGAGGUGGGGGUUGUGCCGGAGGCGACGGAGAGCUUGGGGAAGAGCGAGAGCGUGGCGGUGCUGGGAAUGGAUAGAGAGGCAAGGGUGCUGAGGUACAGAGAGAAGAGGAAGAACAGAAAGUUCGAUAAGACGAUUCGAUACGCGUCGAGGAAAGCGUACGCGGAGACGAGGCCGAGAAUUAAAGGGAGAUUCGCGAAGCGGUCUGAGCUGGAGGUGGAGUCGCUCCUCGGCGGCGACGCUGCGUCGUACGGCGUCGUUCCGAGCUUCUAGUGAGAUCC